This is a messenger RNA of Lepisosteus oculatus (spotted gar), 1911 nucleotides long. It is a transcript of the gene prok1, whose product is annotated as prokineticin 1. Gene Ontology annotation, biological process: endothelial cell proliferation. Lineage: Eukaryota; Metazoa; Chordata; Actinopteri; Semionotiformes; Lepisosteidae. The record is from RefSeq and is a predicted model, not a curated record.
CAGAGACGCAGAAUAAGAGAGCGAGAGAGACAGAGGCAGAGAGAGUGAGAGAAAACCCGUGAGCUGUCCACUCCAGCACAUCAAACUUGAACGUCCCAUCUGAGAGACCCUAGAAGACCCAUCACCCUUUCUUGCUCCUGCUAUGAUGAGAACAGUGCUGCUCCUUUCUGCCCUCCUGGUGUUACUGACCUGCUCCCGAUGUGCAGUGAUCACAGGGGCCUGUGAGAGGGAUGUGCAGUGCGGGUUGGGGACCUGCUGUGCGGUCAGCCUCUGGCUCCGAGGCCUGCGGAUGUGCACGCCACGCGGGAGGGAAGGUGACGAGUGCCACCCCUUCAGUCACAAGGUUCCUUUCUCUGGAAAAAGGCAACACCACACGUGUCCCUGUCUGCCUCAUUUGGUCUGCACCAGGUUUAUUGACAACAGAUACCGGUGUACUGACAACUUCAAAGACAUAGACUUUUAACGACAAGGAGAAAACAAGGAAGGAAAGAGAGGAAGGGAAGGAAGGGGGUCGCUGGGGAGGAGAUAUAUUUCUGUGCAUUAUGAUGAAAAACAAAAGAGCCCUGCAAACACAACGCAAACGCGCCUCUUUCCACUCAAACGUUCAGAUAGUGACACUACACUAGAGGCUUCUGGGAAAACCUCAGUCUGCACUGAUGUCUUUUCAUUUAGUUCACUGAUUCAUCUUACUUUUGAUGUGCUUGAUGUACAUUUGCAGUUUUUGUUAAUGUUUUAAGCUGCUCCCCAUUUAAGCAGUGAUACCAGAACUGUCUGGGUGAAGCAGAUUAAGACAGAAAAGCAUCUUCUGAAUGUUGAUUCUAGCAUGUACUGGAAUUACUCAGACACUAAGAGGUUCAUAUCACAGAGCAGUGCUUUAAGUAAUUGUUAUUCCAUGUGAGAUAUAUAGGGAGAAAAUUUUCUUACUCUUCAAGUCAUUUCUUUACCUUCUUUAGUACUACUUCUCAGCAGCACAGCCAAUGAAACAGCCCCUUCGAAACAUAAACGAUUGGUUUAUUCCAAUGGGAUUUCUUUUUAACCAAACAAAUCUGUAAAUGUCUUACACUCCACAACAGAUGCUGUUAUUUUUUUUUGCUAAUGGCAUUUUGUAUGUGGUAAAUGAUAAUGAGCAGUUAAACAGUAGGAGCUUUGGAUACCUGAUCAAGUCCAAAUUCUUAGUAGGCCUGAGCUGAGGUAAGUCAGGCAGCAGAAAUAUCCAGUUGGCAAGUAAAAUCGUUGGACUGCUGGAGCUCAGCACAUGUCAGACAGCAUAAAGACCCUCUGCAGUGUGAUAAAUCCAUCCUGUUGAAUCUGUACAAGGAGUCAGGUUGCAGCAUUGCUGGGAAAGAGGAAGAGAAAAACCUGUUAUAUAAAAUAAAUCUGUAUCUACUAUGAAAUUGCUAAGACUGCUAUUUUAUUUAUUGAUGGAAUCAGAUUAAAAAUGUUUAAAAAUUACUAUCAUCACAAUUGUAAGGAUGUUUGAAAAUAAAUUCUUGACCUGAAAUUUGUUGUAACAUCCAUAUAACUUUAUUAAAGUGCCAUAAAGGGCGCAUUCCUAUUUUUUUAAUGUCAUUGUGAUACAUACAGUAAGCACAGGACCAAGCAGAGUUUAAUUCCAUGCUAAAAAAAACAGAAAAAAGGAAAAAACAAAUUUCAGCAGUGUAACCCAAUUCAAGUAUCAAUUUGUAUUUAAAUUAUCUUCAAACCUUGGUAUAUAUUGGAAUAAUAUGUUAUUGUAGUUUCUGGAUAACUUUUGGCUGAAGGCAAAAUAGAGUUCCAUUUGUUUAUAUCGCCUUCAAUUAUUUUACUGUCUCUACUGUGGGAAACACCCCUGUGGCCCAUUCUUAAAUAAAUUAACUUUUAUCUAGGCUUGAUGAUGACCUGCCUCUCUUUGCACAAAUUUCUUUGUUGACC